GUACCUUUCAGUGUUAGCGCGUGUAAACUAGAUAUAAAAUGAGGAUCUAGUCUAGAUUUUAGCAGAAGUGAACUUCUCAUUGAACCAAAAACAUCUGGUUUUGAAAAGUGUCCACGGAUUAUUAUGAAGACUAUUAUCCUGACGGCCUUAUUGGCGGCCGUCGUCUCCGCCGGCCUCAAUAGCGAUAGCGGCGAGUACCAGACAGAAUGGCCCUGGCAAGUCGGCAGGCUCUACCGCUAUGACGUCUACUCCUACACCUUGGCCCGUCUGCCUGAAGGAGCUAGCAGCGGCAACGCCCUAAAGGCCACCUUUAUCGUCCGCGUCAUAGCCAAGGGAAAGCUCCAAGCGCGCCUCGAGCAUCCCCAACGUGCGCCAGUGCACCAGGAGCUCUUGGGUAAAGAUCAAAGAACCCUCCCUCAAGACUUGAAGUAUGAACCCGUCCAGAACUUGGAAGAUCCCUUCGAGAUCAACCUCGAUGGCGGAAGAGUCCUGUCACUCAACAUGCCCUCGUCUGUGCCACUGGCUUAUGAGAACUUACUAAAAGGUCUCAUCGGUGGUCUGCAAGUUGACUUGUCUACCCACCGCACAGUUCACAGCGACCAGAACAACUACGACAAAGAAAAGCUCCAAGGGCAGUUCAGAAAGAUGGAGACUGACGUCACUGGUGACGUUAGCACUCUGUACACUGUAACUCCUGCCCACUCGGAAUGGCGUCGCGAGCUGCCAAACUUCUCCCUCACUCAGGACCCAAUUCUGAUCACUAAGAGCAAGAACUAUGGCCACAGCCACCACAGAGUCGGUUAUCAUUUUGGAGUCCCUCAAGAAGCCCAAUGGACUGGCACCGCUGAUAAGGCCAAGGAGCAACAGUUCAUCAGCCGUGCAACCACGUCUCGCAUUCUGGCUGGAAGGCAAGGACCUAUCUACAAGUCCGAGACCACCAGCACUGUUGAAGUACACCCUCUGGUCUACGGCCAACAGAAGGCUGAAGUACUCAGUUACGUCAAGCUCGAACUGACGAGUUAUGAGGAGGACAAAGUGCAACCAUGGAAACUGCCUGAAGGAAGCCGCGUUAUCCCAAGCCUGCUAUACUCCAUGUCAAACAAGCAGACAGCCAUCCACGACUCGUCUGAGGAAUCUCGUGAGCAACAGGAGGCCGACGUUGCUGAACAGUCGUCAAACAGAGUUCGCCGGUCAUACAGGAUGCCCAAGAAAAUCGUAUCAAUCAACAAGAUCGUCAUUCAGAAACGUAAUGAAAAUGAAAAUGACGAUUCCAGCUCCAGCGACUCGACUUCAGCUUAUAUAAAUGACGAGAUCCCCAUGGACAACGAGCCUGCGUACGCUGCUCUGUACAUGAACCCACAGGCUCAUAAAGCUCAGAAGCAGAACCCAGCCAACGCCCAAAAACUCGUGCAAGAGACCGCUCAGCUGCUCCAGAACAUCAACAACCUGCCUAGAACCGACUUCCUCAGCAAGUUCAAUAUCCUUGUCCGAGUCAUCGCCGCUAUGGACUACGAACAGCUGACCCAGACUAGCCGCAGCAUUGAAGCCGCGAAGGCUUCUAACAACCUCGUCAAGACCGACAUGUGGAUGAUCUACCGCGACGCUGUGGCUCAAGCUGGCACCCUGCCAGCCUUCAAGCAGAUUAUCUCCUGGAUCCAGGCCAAGAAAAUCGAGCGCGAAGAAGCUGCGCAGGUCGUCUCAACCCUUGUCAACACUCUUCGUUACCCAACUAAGGAGAUCAUGAUUCAGUUCUUCGAACUGGCUAUCAACCCUGAAGUGAUGCAGCAGCAGUACUUGAACAGUAGUGCUUUGGUUGCUGCUACAAGGUUCAUCAACAUGGGUCAUGUGAAUAACGAGACAGCACACGCUUACUACCCAACCCACAUGUACGGUCGUCUGGCUCGCCAACACGAUAACUUCGUUCUAGAGAAGAUCCUGCCCCGUCUCAGCCAGGGCUUGGAGCAAGCUAUCCAACAAGAAGAUAGUCGCAAGGCCCAAGUGUACAUCAAGGCUAUCGGUCAGCUCGCCCACCGAUCGAUUUUGGACGUGUUCGCUCCCUAUUUGGAAGGCAAGAUCGGUGUGUCCACUUACCUAAGGGCUUUGAUGGUUGACAACUUGGACAAGCUCGCGCACCAGAAGGACAGCUACGCUCGUGCUGUGUUUUACAGCAUCCUAAGAAACACUGCUGAACCCAACGAAGUGAGACUGGCUGCGAUCCAUAACAUCUUCGUUGCUCACCCCACCACCGCGAUGAUGUUAGCUAUGGCUGAGAUGACCCAUGAAGAUCCUAGCAUGCAAGUCCGUGCUAUCCUCAAGUCUGCGAUCCUGAAUGCUGCUAAACAGAAGAACCCGCGUCACUUAGACCUGGCAAGAACUGCUCAAGCCGCCAGCCCGAUGCUUACUAAGGAGAUGUUUGGACAGCAAUACUCCUCGAAAAAGUACGACGACUAUUUCGACAACGACUAUGAGCUCGGUAUUAUGGAUGUGCUUUCAACCAGCGGCAGUGAAGACAGUCUGUUCCCAAGAUACUUAAGAUACGGCCUGAGGAGCCAAACUUCUGGAUGGAAAACGAUCACAGCUUCUUUCUCCAGCGUCCAGCAGUUCGUUGAGAGAUUCCAGCAGCAAAUGAACAAAAUGUUGCAACAGACGCCCGAAUCGCAAUCGAACCACAAAUAUUCCGCAGAGAAAAUCUCCGAAAUGCUGAAGAUUAAGCGUGACCCUCAGAACCCUCUUGAAGCCUCGCUCUUCUUGAACCUCAUGAACCAACCAAGGUUCUUCUCUUUCAGCGAAGAAGAUUUCAACGAACUGCCUAUUGCUAUGAGGGAUCUUUUCCAGAAACUCGCUAAGGGCGUCGACGUUCACUACACCAAGGUCUUUAACCAGGCUCAGAUCAAUGUGAUGUUCCCUCUUGCCAAUGGUAUGCCCUUCAUCUACAAAUACAAGGAGCCCACCGCUAUCCACGUCCAAGGAAACAUCAAGGGCGAGAUGAAGUACCAGAAUCGCAACUACGAAACAUCCAUCCAGAAGGAGAUCCAGUUCACUUACGCCAGAAACAUUGACGGAAGUGUCGGUUUCUUGGACACUUUAGCCAACCAGUACGCUAGCGCUGGUGUCGUCAACAAACUCCAACUGUACAUCCCGAUGAAGCUCGAUCUGAAGAUGAAACGUGGCGAAGUUAAGAUCCGCUUCGAGCACUUACGUAACGACCAGGACUCCACCAUUGUUCACUACAGCGUGUGGCCUUAUACUGCCAACCAGAAGAAGGACAGUUUAGUCCCAAUUUCUCUUGACCCUACAACUAAGAUGGUCACACGAAACAACAAGGUUGUCGCCAUUGAUUCCAGGUUUGGACAAACCACAAGCUCUCAGUACCAACUCCAAGGCUACUCCUACUCUUCAGACUACAGGAGUUUCAGUAGGAUGUUCCAAUCAAACGAUCUCCUCAAGAACAUCAUCUUGGCCGUUUACCAGAAGGAUGUGGCUCUCACGCACUUUAACUUCAAAUAUCUUGGAAAACAAUCACAGAACAAGGCUGUGACCUUUACUGCCGUAUAUGAUGCAUUCUACAACCUGAAGAAAACCGAAAUGCCGCUGGUUGCCAAAAAAAUAGAAGAUGUUUCUCCCAACAGCGAAGCACGCCGUGGCGAGAUCAUGAAGCAAGUUAUCUCUGGCAUGAAUAAUCCUGAAGCUAAAGUCAUCGACUUGAGUGCCGUCUUAGAAGGACCCGUGAAGGCCGAAUUUGUAUUCACAGCUGCCGUCGGUGGCAGCCCAGUAGACUCCAAGAUCCAAUAUGCCUUCUUCGCCAGCAAAAACUACGCUCAAGGCAGCAACCAGAUUACAGGAGUUGGCAAGGUCAACAAGCCCGAUGUCACUGCUCUGAAUCCUCUUGAGGCUCUGAAGAAGGAACUCAAGAUGAGCUUCGAGUCUGAAAUCAAGUUUGGCGAGAACUUAGGCGGAAACGUGAAAAUUAAUAUCCAGUCGGAACGCACCAAGAAGUAUACUGAGGCUCUGCAGAAACUGCCUCUGUACAAGAAAGUACAGGAACAAGUGGCCCGUAAUAACUACUACCAGCCUGAAGGGCACAAGAUGAUCGUCAUGGCUCAAGCUCCUGAUUACUUCAAGGCGUCUGUCACUUACAAAGACGUGAGCCCAGCUUUCAAAUACGCCAUCUUCCAAGCUUAUAGAAUUGCUGAGCAAUACGGCUCGUGGUUAGCUGAUGUCAACCCGUUAAAGACUACUCCUGAAGGCAAGCUGGACAUUGAAGUGCAGAAUAACUAUCUGGACAAUAUCAUGAGCUUGAACUUUAAUUCGAAAUAUGGUGAAGUGAGGAUCAAGAACGUUCCUAUCCCUCGUGUAGCUGCAGGAGCCUUCUCAGUCUACACUCCGAUUAAGCCUCACGAACGUGUCGCUAACUACUACACGCGUCAUCAGUAUCAACCCUACUGCACAGUCGACGGCACCCAGAUCAAGACGUUCAGCAACCGCGUUUACGACUACACCCUGUCUCCGGCCUGGCAUGUGGUGAUGUACGACCCUCGCUGGCAGCAGCAUCGCGAUGAGCUCGUCGUUUUGUCCAGGAGACCGAGCCAAGAAAAGCAGGAUAUCUACAUUUCUUACAAGUCCGAAACUGGCAAAGACCUGGAGAUUGAAAUCGAAUCAGCUGGCAACAAGCCUACCUUGAAGGUCAACACCAAUUCUAAGAAGGUUUCAGAGGGUGACCUCACAAUGUACUGGGACGAUGCUGAACAGACACCAUUCUUGAAGUACUACAUCCAGCCUGAUGGAGUCCUCAUGCUGAACAUUAGGGAAAAUCGUUUACGAGCCAUGUAUGAUGGCCAGAGGUUGGUUGUCCUCGAGAGAGAGGCCAGGAACCAUACUAGAGGCAUCUGUGGUCUGAUGAGUGGAGAGCCACGUGAUGACUACCUCACUCCUUCUGGACUCCUGUUAGACAAUGGUGAGCAAUACGCCGCGUCUUACGCUUUGAAAGACAACAGUGACCCUAAGACUGAACAGCUGCAAGAGUUGGCUCUUCAACUGGCUUAUCAGCGCCAGUAUCAGUACACGACUAUCCUUCGCUCGGAUAGACAAUGGAGGCAAUGGCAGAAGCAGGAAUCGUCAGAGGAAUCCUCUGAGGACUGGACCUCCCGCAAAGUUUUUAGAGCCAAGUCUUACAACAGAGUUCGAGGUCCGUGUGCGUUGAAAAAGCAAGUCCAAUAUUAUGAGAACAGCAACGAAAUUUGCAUCACGACAACGCCUCUGGAUGCGUGCUCGUCGCACUGCAAAGGAGAGAACUAUCAAGUGAAGGCAGCACAGGUCGUCUGCAGUUCGAAGCUGGACCAGCAAUACCAACAAUACGUACAACAAAUCCAACAGGGACAGAAUCCUAAAGUGUCCGGUGUUCCUCAGAUUAGGCAGUACAGAGUGCCAUCCUCGUGCAGAGCGUAAAUUAAAAAUAAAAACUAUUUUAAAAAUUGACAGAGAACCGCGAGAAAAAGGACUUUUGAAUAAUUUAAUAUUUCAAUAAUGUAUUUAUUUUUAUAAAUAUUUUUUUCUAGAAAUAUUCUGAUUAAAAAAAUGGAGAGAGAAUUUAAUGGUAUAAUAUUUAUACUAAAACGAAAUUAGUAGAAUAUUGUUUAUUAUAUCAAUUGUAGGUAUUUGUUUAUUGGUGUUUAUGUAUUUGAUUUUAUUAUAAUAUAAUAUUUAUGUGCAGCAAUACUUACUAUUUUUUUUUAAAUGUUGUGCAAUAUGUUACACUAUUUUUUUUUUUGUAUAAAAUAGUAAUAUUAAUUGUAUAGUAUUAUUAUAAUGAUAGAUCGUAAUUCGUAGAGUAGAAAUAAGCAAUUUAAAAAAAUAAUAAAAAAAUGCAACUUAAUGAAAUUAA
Molecule: messenger RNA, 5881 nt
Organism: Pectinophora gossypiella (pink bollworm)
Lineage: Eukaryota; Metazoa; Arthropoda; Insecta; Lepidoptera; Gelechiidae
Gene: Vgn
Product: vitellogenin-like
Exons: 7
Coding region: 124-5445 (1773 amino acids)
Biological process (GO): lipid transport
Molecular function (GO): lipid carrier activity
Source: RefSeq, a predicted model, not a curated record